Messenger RNA from Morone saxatilis (striped sea-bass), 1792 nucleotides. Its product is annotated as transcription initiation factor TFIID subunit 4-like. Bases 215 to 1648 code for a protein of 477 amino acids. Gene Ontology annotation, biological process: transcription initiation at RNA polymerase II promoter; DNA-templated transcription. Lineage: Eukaryota; Metazoa; Chordata; Actinopteri; Moronidae. Gene Ontology annotation, cellular component: transcription factor TFIID complex. Gene Ontology annotation, molecular function: DNA binding; protein heterodimerization activity; RNA polymerase II general transcription initiation factor activity. The record is from RefSeq and is a predicted model, not a curated record. The transcript has 12 exons.
ACCCGUGAAAAUAACACUGUGAAAAUAACGGUUGGUUAAAGCAGAGAAGAAGUAAAAAAUACUAAUAACAAUCAGCUCAUCUGAUAUAUAAGUGUAUAUGUUUGGUCUGUUGUGUUUCCCAUGAUGCUUUGUUGUUACAUAAGUCAUCUGUUCUCCUCCCUGUUGUCUGCAGGCUCCUCAGACCGUCCGGCUGGCCUCCCCCGCUCAGACCAGAAUGGUUCAGUCUCCCUCCACCACCACUGUACAGAAGGCCAUCACGGUUGCCCCGGGCGGUGCCGCGGUGUCGGUGAAGAUGACGACCCCUCAGAAGACCCAGACGGUGAUAACGGCUGGGGGGACGCCUGUGGCUAAGCCCGCCGGGGUCCCGUCCACCCCCAUGACCAGCACGACGCCCGCUGCCCCCGCCACGCCCGCUGGAAGAGUCACCGUGGUGUCCCAGGAAAUGCAAGAAAACGUGAAGAAAUGCAAGAACUUCCUCGCCACGCUCAUCAAGCUGGCGUCCCACAACUCCCCCUCCCCAGAUACCUCCAAGAAUGUGAAGGCCCUGGUCCAGGACCUGCUCGAUGCAAAGAUUGAGCCUGAGGAGUUCACCACUCGGCUGCAGGCUGAGCUCAAGUCCUCCCCACAGCCCUACCUCAUCCCCUUCCUCAAGAAAAGCCUGCCCGCGCUGCGUCAGUCUCUGCUCAGCAGCCAGCAGUCUCUGGUGACCCCCAGCACCUCCGCGCCCCUGCCAGCUGCCCCCGGCUCCGUCACCACCACCGCCAUCAGACCACGGCUGCCCAUCAGCCCGGCCAGCAGCACCGUCAGAUUGAACCCACCGCUCACCAACACUCUGGCUGUGGGCAGAGCCGGAGUCCAGACCGUACAGACCCGGAGCCCCGUCGUCUUCAGCCAGACUCUCAGACCUCAAGGUACGCUAAUACGGGGUCCCACAACUAUAAUCGGCAAAAGUCCAGUUCACCUGGCAGCUCAAGCCAAUCAGAAGAAACUGAGCGACCCAGGGGGCGGGACAUUCAGAGAUGACGACGAUAUCAACGACGUGGCGUCCAUGGCCGGCGUCAACCUUAAUGAGGAAAACGCUCGUAUCCUAGCGACCAGCUCGGAGCUUGUUGGCACUAAGAUUCGCUCCUGUAAAGACGAGUCCUUCCUGCCGAGCGGCCUGCUGCACCGCCGCAUCCUGGACACAGCUAAGAAGCUGGGAGUGACCGAGGUGCCACUUGAGGUGGUGAACUUCAUCUCUCACGCCACCCAGUCCAGACUGCGCUCGCUGCUGGAGAAGGUUUCAGUCGUCGCUCAGCACCGCACGGACAGCGGGAAGGAUGAAGAGCACCAUGAACCGACGUCAGACGUUCGCUCUCAGCUGCGUUUCUUCGAGCAGUUGGAGCGAAUGGAGAAACAGAGGAAGGACGAGCAGGAGAGAGAGAUCCUGCUAAAGGCUGCCAAGAGUCGCGCCAGACAAGAAGAUCCUGAACAGGCUCGCCUGAAGCAGAAAGCUAAAGAGAUGCAGCAGCAGGAGUUGGCUCAGAUGCGACAACGAGACGCCAACCUCACGGCCCUCGCCGCCAUCGGGCCACGCAAGAAACGCAAGCUCGACUCGCCAGGAGGCGCCUCGGCCGGCACAGAGGUAGGAGAUAGAAACAGGUCAUAAACUACGGUUGUUACCAUAAACUCAGCCAUUAAGUAAUUAAUAACAUCAGAACACACAGCUGAUAAUGAUCCUGAUCAGCCAGCAUCAGUAAUCAAUACACUUAACAGACAGUUAAUGAACAGCGUUAUGAGUCAGUAUCUGAUC